Messenger RNA from Peromyscus leucopus (white-footed mouse), 3066 nucleotides. Its product is annotated as protein HIRA-like. The coding region runs from base 1 to 3066 and encodes 1021 amino acids. Gene Ontology annotation, cellular component: HIR complex; nucleus. Gene Ontology annotation, molecular function: nucleosome binding; protein binding. NCBI's taxonomy places the organism in Eukaryota, Metazoa, Chordata, Mammalia, Rodentia, Cricetidae. The record is from RefSeq and is a predicted model, not a curated record. The transcript has a single exon. Gene Ontology annotation, biological process: chromatin remodeling; regulation of DNA-templated transcription; DNA-templated transcription.
AUGAAGCUCUUGAAGCCAACCUGGGUCAACCACGACGGCAAGCCAAUAUUUUCAGUUGAUAUUCACCCUGAUGGGACCAAGUUUGCAACUGGAGGACAAGGGCAGGGUUCUGGGAAGGUUGUGAUCUGGAAUAUGUCUCCAGUCCUCCAGGAGGAUGACGAGAAGGAUGAAAGCAUUCCCAAGAUUCUUUGCCAGAUGGACAAUCACUUAGCUUGUGUGAACUGUGUGCGGUGGUCAAACAGCGGGAUGUAUUUAGCUUCCGGGGGAGAUGACAAACUGAUUAUGGUGUGGAAGCGGGCUCCGUACAUGGGGCCCAGCACUGUGUUUGGCUCCAGGGGUGAGCUUGCCAAUGUGGAGCAAUGGCGGUGUGUCUCCAUCCUUCGGAGUCAUUCAGGUGAUGUGAUGGAUGUAGCAUGGUCUCCCCAUGACGCCUGGCUAGCCUCGUGCAGCGUGGAUAACACUGUUGUCAUUUGGAAUGCCGUGAAGUUCCCAGAGAUUCUUGCAACUCUGAGGGGUCAUUCUGGCUUGGUGAAAGGGUUGACUUGGGACCCUGUUGGUAAAUACAUUGCCUCUCAAGCUGAUGAUCGAAGCUUGAAGGUAUGGAGAACGCUAGACUGGCAGCUGGAGACCAACAUCACCAAACCUUUUGAUGAGUGUGGAGGGACGACCCACGUACUCCGGCCUAGUUGGUCACCUGAUGGCCAUUACCUGGUAUCUGCCCAUGCCAUGAAUAACUCUGGCCCCACUGCUCAGAUCAUCGAACGAGAGGGCUGGAAGACCAACAUGGACUUCGUGGGGCACCGGAAAGCUGUGACUGUUGUGAAAUUCAACCCCAAAAUCUUCAAAAAGAAGCAGAAGGACGGGAGGCCUGCAAAGCCCAGCGGCUCAUACUGCUGCUGUGCCGUUGGCAGCAAGGACCGCUCCCUCUCUGUUUGGCUCACGUGUUUCCAGCGGCCUCUGGUUGUCAUCCAUGAGCUGUUCGACAAGUCCAUCGUGGAUAUUUCCUGGACUCUGAACGGGAUGGGUCUCCUGGCAUGUUCCAUGGACGGCUCUGUGGCAUUCCUUGAUUUCUCCCAGGAUGAACUUGGAGACCCCCUGAGUGAGGAGGAAAAGGGCCGCAUUCACCGGUCCACCUACGGCAAGAGCCUGGCAAUCAGGACCGAGGCCCAGCUUUCCACAGCUGUAAUUGAGAACCCGGAAGUGCUCAAGUACCAGCGGAGACAGCAACAGCAGCAGUCGGACCAGAAGAAUGCCACGGCUAGGGAGCCAAGCUCGGCAUCCUCAGUCACCGGUGUGGUCCAUGGAGAAAGUCUGGGAGAUGUCGGGAAGAGCCUUCUGAAGAAACAAGUGGAAACACGGACAGCAGAUGGUCGGAGGAGAAUCACGCCUCUCUGCAUAGCACAGCUGGACACUGGAGACUUCUCCGCGGCAUGCUUUAACAGCAUCCCACUCUCCAGCUCCCUGGAAGACACCAUGCUCUCCUCUCCUAGCGGUCAGCAGCUACUGCCCCUGGACCCCAGUACCCCCUUCUUCGGCGCCUCCAAGCCCUGCACAGAGCCAGUGGCAGCCACUGGCGCCAGGCCUACAGGCGAGUCUGUCCGAGAGGACAGUGUGACCUCUACUCCUGCUGCACGGUCACCCUUCGUGUUCACAACCCCAUCCAAGAUCGAACCCAUGCACGCAGUUGAAGCCCGAGUCACAGAGCGGUCCAAAGCCACACCCGGUGCUCCUCCCUUGACCAGUGCGAUCCCAACAGCUAUUGAAAGGCUCAAAGAGCAGAACCUUGGGGAAGAGCUGAGACCCCGGGACCUCCUGAAGAGCAGUAGUAGUGACAGUGACAGGAAGGUCCACCUGGCCAAGCCCUCUUCACUACCCAAGCGGAAACUUGAGCUUGAUGUAGAGACGGUGGAAAAGAAGAAGAAGAAGAAGAAGAAAGGUCUCCCUCAGAAGGAUUCUCGUCUCUUGCCCAUGUCUCUGUCUGUCCAGUCUCCAGCUGCCCUGUCUGCAGAGAAGGAGGCCGUGUGUCUGUCUGCACCAGCUCUUGCACCGAAGCUGCCAAUUCCAGGCCCGCAGAGAGCGUUCACCCUCCAGGUGAGCUCUGACCCUUCCAUGUACAUUGAGGUGGAAAAUGAAGUGACCGCCGCCGCGGGGGGGAUAAGGUUCAGCCGCCUGAAGUGCCGCCGAGAAGGGAAGGAGUGGGAGACGGUGCUCACCAGCCGAGUCCUCACUGCUGCUGGCAGCUGUGAUGUGGUAGGUGUUGCCUGUGAAAAGAGGCUGCUGUCCGUGUUCUCUGCUUGUGGCCGCCGUCUUCUCCCUCCCAUCCUCCUUCCAGCUCCAAUCUCUACUCUGCUCUGUACGGGCCCCUUCGUCAUGGCACUCACCGCUGCAGCCACACUCUCCGUCUGGGAUGUUCGCAGGCAGGUGGUUGUGGUGAGAGAAGAGUCUCUGCACUCCAUCUUGUCAGGAAGUGACGGGACGAUGGUGUCACAGGUCUUGCUAACACAGCAUGGAAUCCCAGUGGUGAACUUGUCUGAUGGGAAAGCAUACUGCUUUAAUCCAUCCCUCUCCACAUGGAACCUGGUUUCUGACAAGCCGGAUUCACUGGCCCAGUGUGCAGACUUCAGGAGCAGCCCACCAUCCCAGGACGCCAUGCUGUGUUCAGGACCGUUAGCCAUGAUUCAGGGCCGCAGCUCCAGCUCUGGAAGGCAAGCUGCCCGGCUCUUCUCUGUGCCUCAUGUGGUGCAGCAGGAGACUACACUGGCCUACCUAGAGAACCAGGUUGCCGCGGCACUUACCCUGCAGUCCAGCCCUGAGUACCACCACUGGCUCCUCCUCUAUGCUCAGUACCUUGUGAACGAAGGGUUUGAAUCCCGACUCCGAGAACUAUGCAAAGAGUUGCUGGGUCCAGUUCACUGCUCCACCGGAAGCCAGUGGGAGUCAACAGUAGUGGGUCUGCGGAAGAGGUUGCUGCUGAAGGAGCUGCUGCCAGUCAUCGGGCAGAAUCUUCGAUUCCAGCGCCUCUUUACUGAGUGCCAGGAACAGCUGGACAUCCUGAGAGACAGGUAG